AAAAAAACAUUUAUACCUGCUGGAAAGAAAAUCCGCAGAGUCUCCAGGGUCGCCAUUGUGUGGAGCGAGAAACCAGGCUAAAUCAACGGGGAUGGUCCUCGGAAGGGGGGAUGUGAUGGGGAUCCCCGCCUAAGGAGCACAGAAAGGCGGGUUUGGGACACCCGGAGUUGCCGAGGCCUCCAAAGGGGAACCCUCCUUCGUUCUACCUGAAGCUGCGCAGCAAGCGUCCGGGCAACAAUCAGCACGCGAGGGACGAGGCUGCGGAUGCGGCCUAGCCUGGGAGGGUCUGCCGAGCACCGGUGAAACAACAAACGGACACGGUUUGUGGGGGGGGGUCAGCAACUCCAGGGGACCGAGAAGAUCCUAAAUUACACCAUGAUGGAAGAACUGCACAGCCUGGACCCCCGACGGCAGGAGCUGUUGGAGGCUCGCUUUACUGGAGUUGGCGUGGCUAAGGGCUCGGGUCAGAGUCAAAACGAGUCAUCAAAUCAAAGUCUGUGCAGUGUGGGCUCACUUAGUGACAAAGAGCUCGAGACUCCAGAGAAAAAGACUAAUGACCAGAGGGUGAGGAAGCGCAAAGCGGACCACUUUGACAGUAGCCAAGGCAAAGUCGGAGCAAGAGGACAUAAAAUUAGUGAUUAUUUUGAGUUUGCGGGAGGUAGCGGUCCUGGUACUAGCCCUGCCAGGGGAAUUCCACCUGUUGUCCGCUCUUCCCCACAACACUCUCUGUCCAAUCCGCCUGUCAUGGUGCAGCAAGGGAGUCCCUCGUCCGUCGGCUCGGCCAACACAGAGCACUCCUCGUGUUCGUUGAAGCCAGCUGCUCUUCUCUUGCUCCACAAAGCCACGCAGUCUGACCUUACUAUAGAGAAACUAAUAGCGAUGGAGAACAACAAGAACUCUGACCUGGAGAAGAAGGAAGGCCGGAUAGACGAUUUGCUGCGGGCAAACUGUGAUCUCAGGAGACAAAUUGAUGAGCAGCAGAAGAUGCUGGAGCGAUACAAAGAACGGUUAAAUAAAUGCGUGACUAUGUCCAAGAAGCUGCUUAUCGAAAAAUCCAAACAGGAAAAGAUGGCGUGCCGCGAUAAAAGUAUGCAGGACAGGCUUCGACUGGGUCACUUCACCACUGUAAGGCACGGGGCGUCUUUCACUGAGCAGUGGACGGAUGGAUACGCUUUUCAGAACCUUAUCAAACAACAAGAGAGAAUCAACUCUCAGCGAGAGGACAUCGAAAGGCAGAGGAAGCUUCUGGCCAAACGCAAACCGCCUUCUAUGGCCCAGACUCCACCGCCAAGCCUGGAGCAGAACAAACGCAAAAGCAAGACCAACGGAACAGAGAGCGAAGCGUACGUUAACCUCUUCCGUUGUACACCAGCUACCGUUCCCCCUCUUACACGCGUUGCACUGAAAAUGGUUCUGUUUUCUAACAGAUUGUCGCAGGCGGAGUACCACGAGCAGGAGGAAAUCUUUAAACUCAGAUUAGGAUAUCUUAAAAAGGAGGAGGCAGAGAUCCAGGCAGAACUGGAGAGACUGGAGCGAGUCCGAAACCUUCACAUACGCGAGCUGAAAAGGAUCCACAAUGAAGAUAAUUCCCAAUUUAAAGAUCACCCUACGCUAAAUGACCGAUAUCUGCUGCUCCAUUUGCUUGGGCGGGGAGGUUUCAGUGAAGUGUAUAAGGCCUUUGACUUAACGGAGCAACGGUACGUCGCAGUUAAAAUCCACCAGUUAAACAAGAACUGGAGGGAUGAGAAGAAGGAAAAUUAUCACAAGCAUGCGUGCAGAGAAUAUAGAAUCCAUAAAGAGCUCGACCACCCUCGAAUAGUUAAACUCUAUGACUACUUUUCACUUGACACCGACUCGUUCUGCACAGUCCUGGAGUACUGUGAGGGGAAUGACCUGGACUUCUACCUGAAGCAGCACAAACUCAUGUCAGAGAAGGAGGGCCGCUCCAUCAUCAUGCAGAUUGUUAACGCCCUCAAGUACCUCAAUGAGAUCAGGCCGCCCAUUAUCCACUACGACCUUAAACCCGGUAAUAUCCUGCUGGUGAACGGCACUGCCUGUGGGGAGAUAAAGAUCACAGACUUCGGCCUGUCCAAGAUCAUGGACGACGACAGCUACAACUCCGUGGACGGGAUGGAGCUGACCUCUCAGGGAGCAGGGACGUACUGGUACCUACCCCCCGAGUGCUUUGUUGUUGGCAAGGAGCCGCCGAAAAUCUCCAAUAAGGUUGACGUGUGGUCUGUGGGAGUCAUUUUCUACCAGUGUUUGUACGGCCGUAAGCCUUUUGGCCACAACCAGUCCCAGCAGGACAUCCUGCAGGAGAACACCAUCCUGAAGGCCACAGAAGUUCAGUUUCCCCCUAAACCUGUAGUCACACCUGAAGCUAAGGCCUUUAUAAGGCGCUGUCUAGUGUACCGUAAAGAGGACCGCAUCGACGUCCACCAGCUGGCCAGCGACCCCUUCCUAAUGCCCCACAUCCGCAAGUCGGUGGCUUCCUUGGGCACCUCUGGCAUGGCCGUGGCCUCGACGUCCAGCUCCUCCAACAACGGCGCCUCAAACUGAGCUCGCACCUCUGAAAUGACUGACUGAAUCGUUCGAUGUGGUGGGGGGUGGCGCUGUACUCCCCCAUCCUAACAGCGUCCCACCUUGCCAUGAAGAGCUCCAGGGAAACUGGUCAGAUGGCAGCAAGGGGUGGGUGAGAAGUCAUGGAAGGGGUGGGCCUCCCUCCAGCCUUCUGAUGUCCAUCCACCCCAGCCCACCUGUCCUGCUUUCCGUACAGAGCGGCAUCGUUCUAGGGGUCAAAGCCCUGGAAGACUCCGCAGCAGAGGGGGCGAGUUUUGGCGCUGUGCUGGGGGGAGAACAGUGGGCUUAUCCUUUCAGAUUUUUCUUUUCUGGUCAAGAGACAGAAAAUAAAACAAAGUACAGAACUGCUUCAGCACGGACAGACGGAGAAGGACUGCGCAAGGCCUCGUACCCCACGUGCUCUCUCACGCACACGCCCGUGCAUGAGCCGUCCUGGCCCAAAAGUAGUCGGAACCUCCCGAGCUCAAACGAUUUGUUCGCCCUCAUCUCCCUGAAGUUGAAGAAGCAACGCCAGCCUGGGUUCGAGUUUUGAACCUUAAAUGGCUCCAAACCAGUUUAAACUCCAGACCUGCAAACUGAGAAAGCGUCUCCUGGUCCAGCCCAGAUCGUCUGAAACUCCUGUGACCAAAGCUUUCAACUUCCAGCUGGUGGCACUGUUCCACCUCAGAUUUUAUAAAGGAUGGUUGCAGUUGUGAAACUGCUGAGGAUUGACCCCCCCCCCCCCUUUAAUUUUUUUUAAGAGAAAAUGAUCAAUUUUAAAAAGUUCAUGGAGAAAACUUGCCUUUUAAUUGGAAUUGUUUUGGUUGACCCCACCCUCCUGAUUCCAUGAACACAUAUUUAUUUAGGUAUGUUUGAAUUUAUUUUUGGCCAAUAAAAUGC
Messenger RNA from Nematolebias whitei (Rio pearlfish), 3459 nucleotides. RefSeq names its product tousled-like kinase 2 (gene tlk2). Gene Ontology annotation, molecular function: protein serine/threonine kinase activity; ATP binding. The record is from RefSeq and is a predicted model, not a curated record. NCBI's taxonomy places the organism in Eukaryota, Metazoa, Chordata, Actinopteri, Cyprinodontiformes, Rivulidae. Gene Ontology annotation, cellular component: nucleus. The transcript is spliced from 20 exons. The coding region runs from base 376 to 2559 and encodes 727 amino acids. Gene Ontology annotation, biological process: intracellular signal transduction; peptidyl-serine phosphorylation; chromosome segregation.